AAUCAUGGGCCGUUGAAUGUGUACGUCGGCUGCUGCUGCCAAAUUGAGACGUUUUACCGGUGCUUUGUCUGCGAAAACAUCUGUAAAAUCGUCAAUAUUCAAGACAAACAGUGUUGAGUGCAACUUACAGUUACACGCAAGAAGGACAUUGGACUUUAAUCGGGCAGAACUGCCAUGCAACAUAGGGUACCCAUCAUCAGCCAGAGAUUGCUCCGUGCCAGCAUCCCAUACUACUUCACCCAGGUCAGAGGUCACACCGAGGUCACACAAGCUCACCGACCGUGCUUGUUGAGUAGCCGAGGUUCACAUUCUUGGAGGGCGUCCGACUUGUUUCUGACAAAGACUUGUUCCCGCUCUGCACCUGGUUUGGGCUGGACCCCUGUCUCUACUUUCAAGGAAGAAGCCACAGAGCAGCCCUGACUUCACCUUUGACCAUCUGAAGUCCUCCUUAUCUCCAAUAUUUGUUCAGGUACUCCUCGGACAUGUCGUCAGCAACUCAAGAUCCUCAAACCUUUGAGAAGGUCUUCUACGAAUUGGUGGACGAACUCACGGAAGAUGACGCCGCUAAUCCAGAGAUCGCCGAUGCAGCAGCUUGGUUCAAAGAGAUGCUGGUUUACAAUGUUCCGGGAGGAAAGAGAAACCGAGGUCUUACUGUGGCGAAUGCGUUCAGACAACUGGCAAACAGCGUUCAAAGCACAGAAGAUAACAUUCAUAUAGCAAUGGUUCUCGGCUGGUGUGUCGAAUGGCUACAAGCCUACUUCCUAAUAGCCGAUGAUAUGAUGGACCAAUCAAAGACAAGGAGAGGUCAGCCUUGUUGGUAUAAGAAGGAUGGUGUGGGAACAGUUGCAAUCAAUGACUCAUUCUACGUUGAAGCCUGCAUCUACAAAAUUCUCAAGAGAUUCAUUAGUCAUCAACCCUACUAUGUCCAAGUGAUGGAAUUAUUUCACGAGACGACGUACCAGACGAUCAUGGGUCAAAGUUUAGAUCUACUGACGUCUCCAGAAAAUGACAGGGAUCUCAACAGGUUCACGGAACAGAGAUAUGCUGCAAUAGUCAAAUGGAAGACUGCUUUCUAUUCCUUCUAUCUGCCCGUUGCUCUAGCUAUGCAUAUGGUCGGAAUAUCAGAUGCCAAGUCUCACACCAAUGCAAAGACAAUCUUACUUCAGAUGGGCCAUUUCUUUCAAGUUCAGGAUGACUAUUUGGAUUGUUACGGGGCUCCAGAGGUCAUCGGUAAAAUCGGAACGGACAUAGAGGAGAAUAAAUGCGGUUGGCUGGUUGUUCAGGCGCUGAAGAGGGUCACCCCGGAACAGAGAAGUAUACUCGAGGAAAACUAUGGCAUAGAUGAUGCCGAGAAGGUCGCGAAGGUGAAAGAACUCUACGCGACCCUUGACCUGGAGGGCGUUUAUAGGUCGUAUGAAGAAUCCAGCUAUAAUGAUUUGAUGGAUACAAUUAACAGCCACAGUGAAACGUUACCGAAAGAUAUAUUUGUCGCUUUCGCCAAGAGGAUUUAUAAAAGGAAUAAGUAAACUGUUUUUUUUAUAUAUACAUCAGUUGAUUUUUGAAAGGAAUAAUUAAACUGUUUCGGGGAUAUAUACAUGUUCAGUCCAUUUGUGCCCCAGAGAAAAAAAAAUUCUACUAAUCUUAUUAUUAUUUUUUGUAAUCUAUGUGUACAGAUUACAGCUUUCCUAAUAUUCUGUAUAUAUACAGAUUGGUAUAUAAAUCGUAAUUUGUCUCAUAAUAUAUUCUUUGUACAGAUUGCAGUAAUCUGUAGAAACUUGUAAUCUGCAUGUAGAGAUUAGGUGAAGUACCACAAUCUAUUUCGAUUAUUAUAAAAGCUGUAAUUUCUAUACUCGGAUCAGGGCCAUGUCUUACAAAGAGUUGCAAUUGAUCCGAUCAAUCAGAGCUUUGGACGGCAAGCAACUUCAACAUCUAUUAUGCAUGUUUGUUCAAAAUAUUUUCUAACUACGAUGCAUAUUUUCACGUAUUCAUUGUUUUCUUGAAAAUUCACUGUGCUUCUCUUUGUUCACAAAGGACAUUGUGCAAAUAUCCUGUAGAAAUUUUUUUUACACUGAUGGAUUUCCAUAGAGUUACGAUCAAUCGUAACUCUUUGUAAGACAGGGUCCAUAGGAAAUAAUAUUUGGUUUUCCUCUGUGGCACGAAUGGUCUGUUGUUGAUAUAUUCUGGGAUGUUUAACUUGUAUACCUUUUUUUUAUAGAUAAAUGAGGGAUAGGAAUGCAUGUUCAGGUUCUGAACCCCUUAAAUCAUGGCAUUUGAUUGGCUGAGAGCAUAUAUUCUGAAUAAUUAACACUGAUAUCAAGUUUGUGAAAGUAGGGCUUGGCCCAUUCCAGCUUAAAAUUGUAUUAUGUACAUGUUUUCUGUUGCCUAAGAGCAAAUUUAUUUUAAUUAUUCUCAGACAGUUAUUAAUGACGUGAGUGCCAAAUGUGUUUAUCAAACUGCUACUGUUAAUUUUCUUAACCUUUGAACCCUUACUUAUUGGGACGGUCGUGAACCUCACCCUGAAUUACUUGCAGAUAUCAAGCUUAUCGGUAAAAUGAAGAAAUACAUGACAUUUGAAAUAUCUUGUGAUUCAAGCCCCGCCGUGCCAGCGGCACCUUACUCCGCUGGUAACCGGCCUGGCCCGUCUGAUGUUGAUAGCUGUUCCAUGCUGAUGAUAAUCUCAGAUAUUGUCUCAAAAUCAAAAUCACUGCUUUGACAGAAGUAAGAUUCAUCAAUAGCUUAUGCAUAAUCUGUAUACGACUUGCCAUAUUAUCACACAAGUUUAUUUGGUAGUAUAUUUUGGCCAUUUUUUACAUGCUAAAACCUGACAAAUGAAAGCCAUUAUCGGUGAUAUUAACUGGAGUUAUCAACUAAAAAUCUCUAAGAUGACAUCAUUUUUCAAAGGUCAUCUCACAUACGAACCCUUGGUUUUUUAGUCAAAUGACUUGAAGCGUUAUUCCUGCUUUUUGGUUACAGUUGUAUUUGCGUUUGCUUGUUCAUGGUGAAGCCGAUUUUCAGGCUUUUCGGGUUCAAAGGGUUAAAGAUGUGUGUCAUAAUCGGCUACCAGGGUGAGGAAAAAUUUACAUAUUAUAGGGGCUAUUAUUUUGCCACAUUGGAGCGAUUAGUGAAUAUAACAUUGACUGGCCUUGAGAAGAACAUCAUAUAAUGCGCCAAAGCAUACUAUUUAGCAAUUUUUUUUUGCCCGUAGCCCUCUUGUAUUGCAUACACUAUUGGCUUUCCAAUGUCAAAUUUCCAUAGACAACUUUGGACUAGAGAUACGGUCCAGUGUAUUCAAUAUUCAAUUUUUUACGUGUACCUUAUGUCACUCAGGAAAAUAAUAUUUGAAAAAAAAUCUAAAUGAUUGGAUUAUUUAUUACUGGAAUAUUACAACAUAUACAGUAUGUCCAUGUAGUAAGUUCUGUUGGAAGUGUAAGCAAUUAAUCAAACUUUUUGUAUUAUUGUAUUAUGGAAACGAGCUAGAAACAGGACAUGCUGCAAAUUGGCAAUGCAGAAGGAAAUGAAAGUUUGAUGGGGGACCUAAAGCUAUGCACUUUGUUUACAACUGAUUAAAAAAGUAUGACAAUUUUGAUAUUUGAACAUAUUUUUUUACUCUAAUUUGUGGUAUAAUUCUAAAGAUCAUUAUUAAACCACGAAGAAAAUUUCACUAAAACCCUA
This is a messenger RNA of Lytechinus pictus (painted urchin), 3672 nucleotides long. RefSeq names its product farnesyl pyrophosphate synthase-like. Gene Ontology annotation, molecular function: (2E,6E)-farnesyl diphosphate synthase activity; dimethylallyltranstransferase activity. The coding region runs from base 483 to 1526 and encodes 347 amino acids. Gene Ontology annotation, cellular component: cytoplasm. Gene Ontology annotation, biological process: trans, trans-farnesyl diphosphate biosynthetic process. The transcript is spliced from 11 exons. NCBI's taxonomy places the organism in Eukaryota, Metazoa, Echinodermata, Echinoidea, Temnopleuroida, Toxopneustidae. The record is from RefSeq and is a predicted model, not a curated record.